Molecule: messenger RNA, 2697 nt
Organism: Xiphias gladius (swordfish)
Lineage: Eukaryota; Metazoa; Chordata; Actinopteri; Istiophoriformes; Xiphiidae
Product: adhesion G-protein coupled receptor F3-like
Exons: 13
Coding region: 1-2697 (898 amino acids)
Biological process (GO): G protein-coupled receptor signaling pathway; cell surface receptor signaling pathway
Cellular component (GO): membrane
Molecular function (GO): G protein-coupled receptor activity
Source: RefSeq, a predicted model, not a curated record
AUGCAUAGCAGCAUCCUCUGCUAUGCAGCCUUGACCGAGGGCAAGUUGCCCCCUACUGGUGAGCCAUCCAAAGAGCCUGAAAAUGUAACAGAGACUGUUGCUGCUCCAGAUGUGACACUGCCACUGGCUCAUGAUGCAGUCAUCCGUGUUCAAAAGAAUGACCCCUCUCUGGCCAAAUGCUUUGUUGCUGUUGUGAUGGCAUUGCUAAGUGUAAAACACUUUUCUGGUAGCACACAAAAGCUUUGGGAUGCCUGCUUCCUUGGUGUGUUGCAGAUAGUGCAGCUGACGAUGGACUCUAGCCCUCUGGUGGCCAACAGAGUGCACAACAUUGAUGUGGGUUUUGCCGCUCCUAUCAAGCAGCAUGGCUACCACUGCUCCGUUGAGAAACGUCAGGUCAUGAACACUGAAAUUGACUAUCUGGUCCUUGCAACAGGAAUGGUCACCAUAGAAUCUCCAGGGACUACAGUGUGCUACCAGUCUAACCCACUAUUUAAAUGCACAUUUGAGGAGGCAACAGGCAGCGCUGGCUGGAACAUGAGCAGGAAGAAUGAGCGCUUUGAGCUCAACAAUGGCAGUGUGGUGCAACUGGACCACAACUGUACCACACAGAAAUACAAGUCUUGUGUUACAGUUAUACUCAGGAAGGUGACAGGCAUCUGGGCAGGCACAUACGAGUGUGGAUUCAUUAGUGGGUCAGUCAGGCACACAGCAAAGACUCAACUAAAUGUGGCACUACUGCCUGAUGUGAUCACCAUGAAAAUCAGUCCUCUUACUGUCGAGUGUUCGAAGAGCUCUGAUGUUUACAUUAACGUGACUGCUACCAUCCCAAAAAGCACACAGAACUUUGAAGUUUUGUGGAGCAACACGGAGGGUGAAACAUUUUGCAGGGAGGAAGAAAUAAAUGGGGAGCUUUGGCCCAAAACCCCAGCUGGAGAUACAGUGAUUAAUCAGACAUGUGCAGAGGGCAGAGUUGGGUAUAAAUCUCGCACUUGUGACGGCACUACCUGGCAGCCAGUAUUCUCCUACUGCAUCAACCAAGAGUUGAACAAAGUUUUAAACGCAGCAGAAAACUUCCAGAAAGGACUAGGGGCUACCCAGGAGGUGGCCAUGGAUAUAUUUGAAGGACUUAAGAACAGCUCUAAAUUUGUUUCUGAUUCCAGUGACACUAUGGCCGACAUUAGUGCGUCCAUCAUCAUUCUAGGUGUCAUGGCCAAUGCAUCAAAAAAUAUUGUCUUACAAGAGGGAGUGUUUCCUGAUUUUGUUGAUACAGCAAGCAAUAUAUUAAACAAGACCUGGGAUGGGGUCAACACAUCGACCGUUCAGUACAUGUCAUCAAAUUACCUUCAGUCUGUGGAGGAUUUGGUGAAGAAUAUCAAAGUGAACAAGACCAGGAGAAUCAUCAGUCAAAACUUAGACCUCAAAUUCUGCUCAAGAAGUGACUGUGAUAUGUCUGUGUUCGAUAUCAGCGUGAACCUAAGCAAGACUACUGGAAUAAUGAAAACUGUUGCUGUGAAAAAUAUAAUGGAUAAAUUAAGAAACAACUUCCACAAAACGGUACCUACCAGCCUCUUAAUAUCAGCCACACUGGAGGACAAAAGUGAGUCUUUAGAAAUUACACUGGACUUCCCGAACAAACAGUUUAACCCCAAUAAACCUUUCUGUGUCUUCUGGAGCACCACGGAUACAAGUUGGUCAGAUGCCGGAUGCAUUGUUAAAAGUAGUGAUAUUAACCACACACUCUGCAAGUGUAACCACCUGACUUCAUUCUCUGUCCUCAUGGCCAAGAAUGAUAUAUCUAGUUAUGUCCUCAGUAUCAUUACCAAUGUGGGCCUGGGUGUAUCCAUCUGCUCCUUGCUGAUCUUCCUUAUCAGUGAGUCACUAGUGUGGUCUGUUGUGGUUAAGACCAAUCUUUCACAUUUUCGUCACACAGCAAUGGUGAACAUUGCCAUGCUCCUCUUGCUCGCUGACUGCAGUUUUUUGGCAUCCACCUCUCCUGAGAUUCUUACUGACACCUGGUGCCUAGUUUUGACCAUAUGCAAACACCUGUUUUUCUUGGCCAUGUUCAGCUGGAUGCUAUGCAUGAGUGCCAUGCUUGUCCACCAGCUCAUCUUUGUCUUCAGCCCACUGAGGAAAAGAGUCUUCAUGUUCCUCUCCAGCAUCGUAGGCUAUGUUUGCCCAAUUCUAAUAGUGGGAUCCAGCUAUGUGUAUUACAAAUACAGUAACAAGCCCUACCAUGAUAAGAAAACAUGCUGGCUAGUUUUUGAAAGACUCUUGGAGGGCUCCAUGCAUGCUUUCCUUCUCCCUGUGGGAACUGUUACUUUGACAAAUCUCUUUUUCAUGGUGGUUGUCAUUCUUACUCUGAUGAAGUCCUCGGUCCCCAAUGGCGGCAAGGCAGAUGAGAGGGAAACAGCCAAAAGCAUCCUUAAAGUGGUGGUCUUUCUAACACCACUCUUUGGAGUAACAUGGGUGAUUGGCUUCGUUAUGGUCAUAUUAGAAAAAGACCACCCUAUGUUUGCUGUUGCUAACUUCAGUUUUACCAUCCUCAAUUCCUUCCAGGGCCUUUUCAUUUUGGUAACAGGGUGUUUUGCAGAGCAGAAGGUUCGAGAGGAAUUGUUAAAGCUCAUAAUGGCAAAAUCAAAAGGAAAAAGUGACAGCACGAAGAAUUUGACUUCAACCACAUACACAAAAGACAAAUGA